This is a messenger RNA of Meloidogyne enterolobii, 729 nucleotides long. The record is from the annotation of a GenBank genome assembly. NCBI's taxonomy places the organism in Eukaryota, Metazoa, Nematoda, Chromadorea, Rhabditida, Meloidogynidae.
AUGAAAAAAGAUGCUAAUUUUACAUCAAAUGAACGAGGUGUUUUAAUUGCCGGCACAGCAAUGGGGGGAAUUGCGGCUUUUGGGACUCUUCCCCCCAUAAUUGAUAUUUUUGGUAUUCGACUAGUUUUGUCUGUAUGUGGAAUUGUUUCUGGAAUUGUUACAACAGCUUUACCCGAAUUAUUUUUUUAUGGAGGGUUUUGGGCAAUUUUAAUUAUAAGAAUUAUACAAGGAUUUUGUUUGAUGCCUUCAAUGCCUACAAUAAGUAAAGUUACACAUAGUUGGGCUAGAGAUAGUGAACAAGCUAUUUUUGUGACUAUUUUAUCGUUAUUUAUGCAGCUAAGCGUUAUCAUAACAAUGCCAAUAACUGGAAGAUUAUGUAAUACAUCACUUGGGUGGCCCGCUGCAUAUUACCUUUUUGGCAUUUUAUGUUUAAUUGUUUUUAUUUUAUUUUUUAUUAUCUAUCGUGAUUGGCCACAUCAAUCCUCCUUAAUUUCACAAAAAGAAGCUAGAAUAAUUUCUACUAAUCAACAAAAAAAGAAAUUAAAAGAUGAAAAAGUGCCCUAUAUUAAAAUGUUAACAGACAGGGCUGUUUGGGCCUGUAUUUGUAUUGCUAUAAGUUGUGGAUUGUCACAUUGGUUAUUUGCACAAUAUGGACCGUUAUAUAUGCAUGAGGCAAGGGAUUUUAAUUUUUUGAAGCAUAUUUUAUCCGCGGUAACAAUUAUGGUCUAG